AUGACCGACGACGACGCCAAGAAGCGUCCAAAAACCAAGACCAGAGCCAAGAAGCGCGAGUCCGAGGGCGUCAGCAGCAGCGACAAGAGGCGAGCGCCCAAGAAGAGUCCGCAGCAGGCGCGAGAGGACUCGAGCGCGUGUCUCGUUGGCUCUUCGUCCUCCUCUUCGUCCUCUUCCUCCUCUUCGUCUUCUUCUGGUGACUCGGAUGCGCGCGACUCGAGCUCCGGCGGCAAGAACAGCGACGCCAGCGGUCCACGACGUCGCACGAACAAGAGGAACCCUAAGGCAAACCCUAGCGCCAAACGUCGCUAUGACUCGUCAUCUGCCGAGUCGCCAACGCCUGAGCAGGGCAAUAUCGCUGAUGCCUCACACGAAAGAUCGGGCUUUAGACGGCUGUGCAUGGCCAGCUCCCCCGUGCUCAAUGAGAGCGAGGACGAGCACCGACGCAUCGUCAACAAGCUCUGCAGCCAAGGCUUGCUCGUGGAUAUAAUCGAUGGGGGAGACUCCAAAGGCGAGAUGCACUCCGGGUACCUGAUCCUGCUGGUUCGAGCGCCGGACUCCGUGGUCAUGUCGUUGGUCAAGCAGUUCCGAACGCUCAUGUGGAUGGAGCACGGCGCCGUGGUGGAUAUGGAGCAGGACGUGGCUCAGCGUCGAGACGACCCCACUACUCCGGCCGAGAGGAUCGAGAUCGUGGACUAUAUUAUCGAGCAGCGGGCGAGGUUGUCCAAGAAGGACUUGUGGAUCCAUGACCUCUUCCCCAUGCACAACCAGAGCGUGACGAACACGCUCAUUCAUAGGUGGGUGACGUCCUGGAGGCUACACGAGCUGGACGACAAGAAGGUGCUGCGCUCGUUGCGCUACAAUUUUGGCGAGAAGGUGGCGUACUACUUCGCGUUCCUCAAGUACUACAACACGUGGCUCAUUCCGCUCGCGGCUAUCGGGAUCUUGCUGGAACUAUUGCGUGGAGUCAUUUCCAUGACGGCAUACAUGCGUCUGCUGCCGUUCUGGGGCUUGGGUGUGUCGGUGGUCUGGGGCUUUGCGUUCCUCAAGUCGUGGGAGCGCGAGAACGCGUGCAUGCAGUACGACUGGACGGGUAAGCUGCACGUAAAGCAGAUUGAGUACCGCAAUAAGCAGUUCCAC
This is a messenger RNA of Phytophthora sojae, 1140 nucleotides long. RefSeq lists its product as hypothetical. Gene Ontology annotation, biological process: chloride transmembrane transport. The transcript has 2 exons. NCBI's taxonomy places the organism in Eukaryota, Oomycota, Peronosporomycetes, Peronosporales, Peronosporaceae. The annotation marks the transcript as partial. The record is from RefSeq and is a predicted model, not a curated record. Gene Ontology annotation, molecular function: chloride channel activity.